AUGGGCGAAGCAUUCCCGCAGUAUCAGAAUGGAUAUGGAAAUCCUCAGGGAUUGGGGUAUAUCAGCUCGGUUCUGGAUUCAUGUACCCAGCUGGACGAAAUUGUUGGUCGUGGGCGGAGCAUCGUACUUGAUGGACAGUCGCUAGACUUGGGUUCAGUCGUCGCGGUCAGCUUGCGCAAGAUUGUGGCCGACAUCACUGAUAGCGAAAAUGUGCUAUCUCGAAUGGAACGCAGUGUAGAUCUACUCGCAGAAAAGCUUGGGAACGGGGAAGUGAUAUAUGGAGUGACUACUGGAUUUGGAGGGAGUGCCGACACUCGUACCAACAACUAUGCCGCCCUCCAGCAGGCAUUGAUCCAGCAUCACCAUUCUGCCGUGGUUCUGCCUGGUGACCGAGGGUCCGCAGCAGGCUCAACGCGCCUGCAAAGUUUGAAAAGCCAUGCAAUGCCUAUUCCCAUCGUGAGGGCAGCUAUGUUAAUUCGAUGCAAUUCCUUGCUGCGAGCACAUUCGGCCGUUCGCAUUCAGGUUGUUCAAAAUAUUCUUGCCCUUCUCGCUCACGAUAUGACACCAGUCGUACCGCUGAGAGGAAGCAUUUCCGCUUGCGGGGAUCUCACACCUUUGGCCUACAUCUGCGGGGCGAUAGAAGGGAAUCCUGACAUAGCAAUGAAUUGCGGGGAGGGCCAGAACCAUCGAAUCAUUCCCGCCAGCCAGGCGCUCCAAGAAGCAGGGCUGACCCCGAUUGAAUUUGGGCCAAAGGAAGGCCUGGGUCUUCUGAAUGGAACUGCAUUCAGUUGCGGUGCAGCUACUCUAGUUUUGUAUGAGGCAAAUCAGCUGGUCAUUUUGUCGCAAUUGCUCACCGCAAUGGGGACAGAGGCUUUGCUGGGAUCGCGAUACAACUAUCAUCCGUUCAUUGCCGAGGCUCGACCUCACCCAGGCCAACUAGAGUCAGCCGCGUUUAUCUUCGAGUGUCUAGCUAAUUCUAAGUUGGUGCGUGGUGCGGAUCCCGACGGGGAAGGCUUAGCGCAAGACCGGUAUGCAUUGCGCACAUCGACGCAGUGGAUUGGUCCACAGCUAGAGAACCUCGCACUUGCACUUGAACAAGUCCAGACGGAACUGAACUCUACCACGGACAACCCACUCCUGGAUCUUGCUGAUGAGCGGGUUCACCACGGAGGAAACUUCCAAGCAGCAUCGAUAACAUCGGCAAUGGAGAAGACUAUGGGCGCGAUGCAGAUGUUAGGUAAAAUGAUUUUCUCGCAGUGCUCCGAGAUCCUCAACCCGAUGCUUAAUAAAGGACUCCCACCAAAUCUCAGCGCUGAUGAUCCGAGUCUUUCGUUUGCAUUCAAAGGUGUUGAUAUCAAUAUGGCUUCAUAUAUGUCGGAACUAGGAUAUCUCAACCACCCGGUCAGCAACCAUGUGCAGUCCGCAGAGAUGCACAAUCAAAGUCUGAACUCUCUCGCUUUGAUUACAGCUCGUUAUGCAGGCGACACUGUCGAGAUCCUGGCGUUGAUGUCCGCGACAUACCUAUACGUUCUGUGCCAGGCUCUAGACCUUCGUGCUAUGCAUCUUGAGUUUGUAUCUCAAGCCCGCAAGGAGGUAGAUCAUGCAAACGCGGAGCUGUUUCAGCCGAGCGGCGCGGGUGCCCAGAUCUCACAGAGCCAAGAAAUCAUCUGGAAAGAACUCAUGGGCCACUGGGAAAAAAACAGCACCAGCGAUCUGCACAAACGGAGCCAAGUCACUGCCACUGAUUCUUUGGGUGUCGUCCUAGAUCUUCUGGGCGACCAGGUCGUUGGAAAGGAACUUCGACAAUGGAAGAGUAACGUUGCCAAUGUGUUGAAAACGAAGUACGAAGAGAACCGGAAACUUUUCUUCGUCAGCAAGUCGGCUGCACCGUAUCUCUGUAAUUCAUCAAAGAAGCUGUAUGGAUUCGUGCGUCAGACCCUUGGAGUGGCCAUGCAUCGCGGUCUGGUGGAUCAUCCGACCUAUGACUCCGGCGAAAAAAUCGUCAAAGAAUCGAUCGGAUCGAAUAUCGGCAAGAUAUAUGCGGCUUUACGAGCGGGCGAGUUUCGUGAGGUUAUUCUGAGCUGCUGUGACAUUGCUCGGUAA
Messenger RNA from Penicillium coprophilum, 2103 nucleotides. Its product is annotated as Phenylalanine ammonia-lyase. The record is from RefSeq and is a predicted model, not a curated record. Bases 1 to 2103 code for a protein of 700 amino acids. The transcript has 2 exons. Gene Ontology annotation, molecular function: ammonia-lyase activity. Lineage: Eukaryota; Fungi; Ascomycota; Eurotiomycetes; Eurotiales; Aspergillaceae. Gene Ontology annotation, biological process: L-phenylalanine catabolic process. Gene Ontology annotation, cellular component: cytoplasm.